Molecule: messenger RNA, 3121 nt
Organism: Trametes versicolor FP-101664 SS1
Lineage: Eukaryota; Fungi; Basidiomycota; Agaricomycetes; Polyporales; Polyporaceae
Product: kinase-like protein
Exons: 2
Coding region: 387-2840 (817 amino acids)
Biological process (GO): protein autophosphorylation; autophagy; autophagosome organization
Cellular component (GO): cytoplasm; autophagosome
Molecular function (GO): ATP binding; protein serine/threonine kinase activity
Source: RefSeq, a predicted model, not a curated record
AAAUCAUAUCGAUCGCACGCUUGCGCGAGCCGUUCAUACACCGCCUGCACUGCUGCAUUGCGUGGCGGGAACACGCAGACGGGCAGGAUCAACAGCCGUAUUUUGGAACUUUCUGACUUGCGGCGACUUCCCCUUCUCAGCACUAUCGGACAGCGCUCGUCUGCCUCCGUGGAACCUCAGCGAUCAGUCCUGCCUCAUGGUAAACACGCCCGUGCCGGCCCUCCGUCACGUUCUCCAGCUCUCUUAAAAGGGUUCGCGCGACGCUCUUCCGCUCUGCCCCGGGUCCUCCUCACCGCUCUGCGAGCACUACGCUACGAGCUCAUCGCUCGCCACUCCUCUCUUCCCCCCCGCCUUCCCCGCUCCCCUCGCCACCCUCUUCGCCCGCCAUGGUCACCUCAUCACAGUCUCCGACUUCGCCGGUCCCCCCACCUCUCGGGACCAUCAUCGACAAUGGCUCGCUUCGGCUGGUCGAGAUCCUUGGGUACGGUGGGUACGGUAUCGUCUACCGCGCAGUCGACACCUUCUCGUCAAAUCCGACGUCGUACGCCGUCAAGUGCCUCCCCCACUCCAACAAGCGCAGCGCAGCACGCCAGCGGCAACUACACAUGCGUGAGAUCGCGCUACACCAGCUUGCGUCCGGCCACCCGAACGUCGUAACCCUCCACCGCGUGAUCGAGGACUACCAAUACACGUACAUCGUGAUGGACUACUGCUCCGACGGCGACCUUUUCACUCAGAUCCUGCACCAACGGCGUUAUCUGGGCAAUAACGCACUUAUCAAGGAGGUCUUUCUUCAGCUGCUCGACGCAGUUGAGUACUGCCACUCCCUCAAUAUCUAUCAUCGCGACUUGAAGCCCGAGAAUAUCCUAUGCUUCGAAGGCGGCCUGCGGCUCGCCAUCACUGACUUUGGGCUCGCGACCACGGAGCGCAUGAGCACCGAGUUCCGCACGGGCAGCGUGUAUCACAUGAGUCCAGAGUGUCAGGGCGGGGUUUUUGCGCCCACGCGGAGCUACUCCCCUCUGUUCAAUGACGUCUGGUCGUUGGGCAUCAUCCUCCUCAACCUCAUCACCGGCCGCAACCCGUGGAAGUCGGCGUCCGCAGACGACUGCACUUUCCAGGCGUACCUCAAGGACCCGCUCCACUUCCUCCCGACCGUGCUGCCGAUCUCCCCGGAGGUCAACCUCCUCCUCACGCGCACUCUCGAGGUCGACUGGAGGCACCGCAUCACCCUCCGCGAGAUGCGCCACGCGCUCAAGGCGAUCGACAACUUCUACUCGUCCGACGUGAUCUUCGAGGACAGUAUGGCGCGGUGUCCCUGGGAGGCGGGCCUUCGCGCAGACCCCGACAGCGAGGAGUCCGCAGAGGCCGAGCCCGAGCCGCGCGAGCUUCCAGAGCAGGAACCUCAGGAGGACUUCGCUUCUGCCUGGAGCAACGGUUCUGACUCCCAUAUGGUCUUCGCCCGCGAACGCUCGGUUGCCAAGGACUCCUCUUGGUCCGACUCGUUCUCCUUCCGUGCUCGCGAUGCCGAGGGGGCCUCUGCCGGGGCCUCCGCGUACUCACGCUCGCGCUCCGCUUCCCGCUCGCUCUCAGGCUCCGCCUCGCGCUCUAUGUCCCCCGGCCCCGACUCGCCCGUAUAUACCACCACCAAGCUCUUCGAGGCCCUCCAGACCCCCGGACACAGCCCCGCGUCAGCGUACUCUGUUUUGUCUUCCUCGCCCUCCAUCCCGUCCCCGCCGGUGACCCCGCACGCCAACGGUGACUGGGGCCAGGUGCAGCAGGGCCGCCCGAAGCUCGUGCUCACCGUCAACACGGACGGCUUCCGCCCCGAGUACUACGACAAUAGCGUCACGAUGCUGUCUGCGACGGCGUCGUCGAUGCACACCGCGCUCGAGUCUGCGCUCUCGCCGCACCAUGACGGGUACAUGUACUCGCCCCUCGUGGCGAGCUCAAUACCGACCGCGAAGGCGUCGCCAUACCCGUACGGCGACUCGCGUGAGGAUGUCGGCAUGAUCAUCACGCCGGCGACGGAGGAUCACGACAUGGACGAAUACCCGACCAUCGACACCCCGUACGACUCGCACGACUCUGCACGCCCGGAGUCUCCCGUGCUCGGACUGGACCUCGGCGAAGAGAACACGCGUGCACCGGCGCAGCAGAACGAGACGGACCUCAGCUGGCAGCGGCUGUGCUCGUGGCUCAACCCCUCGCCACAGGCCGGCACGUCCACGAACCACACGCCCGCGUUCUCGUUUUUCACCGUCACCGCGACAACAGCGCAGUCGUCGUCCCAGCCCGAGUCCGUGCCCUGGCCUGCGUUCUCAUUCCGUACGUCCGCGACGUCUUCGUCUCCGCGGUCGAUCCCGGAGAAGCUCUCGCCGAUCAUCGCCUCGGGCCCGCCGCCGCUCCCCCUCCGCACGACCAUCGCGACCCACACCCGCGUCGACAGGAAGUCACGUACCUCGAGCUUCCUGAAGCCCAUCCGUCUCGCGUUCCCACGUCGCUCGACCUCUCCCCCAAGGCGGCGCUCGUACUCGCGCUCCCCCGGACGGGCCAGCGGCAAGUCGCGCCAGGCGCACUCCACCCCGGAGACGUUCAGCAGCGCGAACUGGGUGCUCUCGGCAUCGACGUCCGCGUCGCCCGAGCCCCAGCCGUACAUGUGCCUCCCGCCCACGACGCCGCACGUGCACAUGCAGACGGUGCGCACGGAGAAGGAGGGGGGCGUCCACCCGACGCAUACUACCCUCACCGAGGACGCGCAGCCGAGGCGCAAGCGGCUCCGGUCCGCGCGCGACUGGUUCUCGCCGGGGAAGCUGUUUGCCGCUGUGCUGCCCUCAUCGUGACUCUCUUUCCUGGCUGGACUCCGGGCCCCCGACUCGUAACCUAACUUAUCAUCUGCAUUGGAUUUGUAGCGCACCCCGCAUCCGCAUUCGCAUCGGCACAUUCUCCCCAUUUGUCACAGUAUUCGCGCAUCCAACAUCAUCAUCAUAGCAUCCGGCUCAGCAUACGCAUUCGACUCGUCUCAUCGCAACUCAACACAUUGGCAUUUCUCUUCACGCAACGCAUUGGAUGUACCGUGUACCAUCGCGCAACCUUGUAUAUCCCCCAUCUGUUCACGACCCCA